This is a messenger RNA of Gadus morhua (Atlantic cod), 4705 nucleotides long. RefSeq names its product F-box protein 46 (gene fbxo46). Gene Ontology annotation, molecular function: protein binding. The coding region runs from base 612 to 2903 and encodes 763 amino acids. Gene Ontology annotation, biological process: intracellular signal transduction. The record is from RefSeq and is a predicted model, not a curated record. Lineage: Eukaryota; Metazoa; Chordata; Actinopteri; Gadiformes; Gadidae. The transcript has 3 exons.
UUCCUAUUGGCUGCGGGCCGUAUGGAGCUGCUUGUCAACAAGAUGGCCUUCUUCUUCCUACCUUUUUGACACUGAUUAUUUCAGUAGUCCUAAGUAUACACCGUUAAAAGCUCGUGCCACUUCUGAAAAGAUAACAAGGGAGGGUGUCCUUCAAAGUGUGCUAAAAAAGGCAUUGAGUGAGUGGCAUCUAGAGUAUUUGUGAAGACUGACAGACCCUGGAUAGUAACCCGCGCUAAACAAGGUUGAUGAGAGAAGAGCUAGCUGGCUAAUGUCGUUAGCCGAAGAGCGAGCUAGCCUAGCUACGUGUCCACGGACCACUCGUGUUACCUGCGGAACACUAGCUGCUGCCGUCUUUUUGAGUCGCUCAGCUGAGACGUAAAGCUCGCUAUCCAGUUGUCAUCAACGAUUUUCCAGGCCAAAACUCGCUUUGGACUUGGACGUUAAGAUUACUCACAGAUUGUAUGCCUGUGGUCGCUGCUGAUCUGGGUGGCACACAGCGCCCGCCAGGUUGGCACUGGGACAGGGGGGCGGGGAGAGCAUGAGGAGUCCAGCCUCGGGUUCCUGCCGGCCAGCCUAGAUGCCGUUACGCCCUGUGGGCCGUCCGCUCCCUGAUGGACCGAGACACCUUCUCCCACAUCCGCCUGCUGUGCCCCCGCCCCUUCGGCACGUACUCUCAGAACAAGGCCCGCGGUGCCGGCUCCGCCGCCAGCGUUGGCGGGACACGGGGCUGCCCCGGCUCCCCUUCCCUCUGCAAGGCCGAGCCCUCUGCCACGGGCCGCGGGCCGCCGGAGGGCGGCGGCGGCGGCGGCGAUGAAGGGUGGCAGUCCGCGGUCGGGGAGCAGGGGGAGAACGUAGCCGUGGCACAAGACGACGAUGCGGGUUCGGAGAACACGCCCCCGGACCUCCCCUCCCCUCCCUCCAGCGCCAGCCCGGCGCCCGCGCCCCCCUCCGCCCCGCCCUCGCCCCCUUCCUCCGGGGCCCAGAUGGAGGAGGGCCGCGUGCUGCUGGACACCUGGUAUGUCAUCAAGCCGGGGAACACCAAGGAGAAGAUAGCCUUCUUUGUGGCGCACCAGUUCAGUGGAGCAGGACUACAGAGACCCAGUGCCAUGAAGGUGAAGGGUAACUGGGCAACGGACUGCAGCAAGGCCAAGCGGCGAAGGCGCUGUUCCUCCUAUGACCCUCCGACCCGCCCCCUGGCCUCCUCGGACCCCCAGCUCGACGAGACGCCGCCGGACGGGGUGAGCGAGACGGACCUCCUGUCCGUGGCGGAGAUGGUGGCUCUGGUGGAGCAGCGGACUGCCAUGGCCCUACAGGGCAUGGUCGCCUCCCAGGACCACCUGCAGCCCAGUCACCAGCUCACCACUGGCCAGGGCCUCUCCGUCCACCAGCACACCCUCCUCCGGAGCUCCGUGUCGGACCCCAACCCUAUGGUCUUCUCGUCGGAGGGUCCGGACUCCGGGCCCCCAUCGGACAACGACGAGGACUCCUCGUCCCCCAUCCGGACGGACCAGGAGGAGCAGGAUGACGAGCCCUGCAAGGUGGCCGACGCCAUAGCCCUCUUUGAGUCCCAGAACCAGGAGAAUCAGCUGAGGCUGGCCUCGGGCUCCACAACCCUAUCGGAGCCGUCCGACCCGGUGAGGGCCCGCGGGGGAGGAGGGGAGCCGGGGCUCUGCAACAAGGCCACCCCCCCGCCCCCGACUCAGUGUCACGGCGAGGUGAGGAUCGCCUUCCGCGUGUCCAGUCUGGACCCGCGAUCCCAGUCGGAGCCCGCCGGCCGGCCCCGCUGCAUGUUCAUGAGUUGCGGCGGCGGCGCCGGCCAAUCGGGGGCCAGGGCCAAGGAGAAGAUCACGUGUGACCUCUACCAGCUGGUCAGCCCGUCGUCGCGGGACCCCAGCGGCCUGCUGCUCGCCAAGCCAGACGGAGAAGCGGCCUACCACGCAGAAAGGCAGGCCUGCCGCUGCCCGGAGCCGGGCCAGGAGCUCCCCAAGGCGGAGAAGAAGGGCGUGGGGAGGGAGCGGAUGACGGGCUUCCACGUGGAGGUGGUGGUGACGGGCGCCGUGGACCAGUGCGUGUUCUACGGCAAGGACAGCACGGAGAACGUGCAGGAGGAGACGGUGUGCUUCGCCAUGCCGGGCGGCGGGGCGGACCUGUCGGCCGACGACCCCCCUCCCGGCCAGCUCUUCUUCCUCCAGCCCCCCCGGGGGCCGGAGGAGGACGGCAAGGGACCGGGCCCCGGCGGGUCAGGAAUGUGUUCUCUGGACUGCACCAACAGCGGUGGCGGCGGCAGCAGCAGCGGCGCGGGCAGCCCCGGCUCGCUGGUCGCGGUGGGCCCCGGGGAGCGUGCGGCGCGGCCCGACUCGCCGCUGGCCGGCGGCGGCGUGGCGGCGGACGACUGUUCGGACCCUUCCCUGUGCCGCCUCUACCGCCACGUCUCGCAUGACUUCCUGGAGAUCCGCUUCCAGAUCCAGCGGUUGCUGGAGCCGCGGCAGUACAUGCUGCUGCUGCCCGACCACAUCAUGGUCAACAUCUUCUGCUACCUGCCCACGCGCGCCCUGGCCGCGCUCAAGUGCACCUGCCACGACUUCCGCUCGCUGAUCGAGACGUACGGCGUGCAGGCGGUGGACUCGCGCUGGAACCAGGACCCGCUGUACCGCGAGGACCCCUGCAAGCAGUGCAAGCGGCAGUACGAGCGGGGCGACGUGUCGCUGUGCCGCUGGCACCCCAAACCUUACCACCACGACCUGCCUUACGGACGCUCCUACUGGAUGUGCUGCCGGCGCACAGACAAGGACACGCCGGGCUGCCGCGUCGGCCUGCACGACAACAACUGGGUGCAGCAACCCGCCGACGGCAGCCAGUCGGUGCGCGCCAAGCGGGAGGAGCGCAGGGAGGAGGCCAGGUAGAAAGAGGGAGUGCAAACCCCCCCCCCCCCUGCCCUUCAGCUUGGCCCCACAGAAGAGAGCACAGGGACGGCUCGGCACUCUCUAGGACUCAUCGUGUCCUGAGUUUUCUCCUGCACUCCACUAUCGUUUGUCCUUUUUUAGAGGGAGGAGGGCCAGGGCGAGGGGUUCAGGAGGAGAGCUGUGUCUCCUUCACUGUACUCGUGACCCCUCGCUCUCCCUCUCGCCCCGACUUUACUGCAGCGAUGUGACGUAGUAUUACCACGGUUGGGGUCCCCUCCUGCUGCUCUGCACACUGUCUGCUGCCCCCCCCCCCCUGUCUUUGAUUCAAUGUUCCUUCCAAUACUCCAUACUUGGCCGUUGAGUGCUCCCAUGUGAAUGCCCCGCAGUAAACCUGACUCACGAUUAGCAUUCAUAACAACGUGACGCAUAGAAAUGUAAUGUUGCGCUUACUUAGUGACCAUACUCCUGCUAUGGCCAAAUAUCUCCUCAUCCUCGUUGAGUUUGCGCGUUGUGAGUUGUGUCCAUAACCCCUCCAUGUUGGCUGUGCAAUGGUGCUUCAGAGGGAUGAACGGCACAGGGUCAUAAAGAGAUCUGCUUUCUUUAUUUUGGGGUGAUGGAAUGUACAGCAUUGUUGUAGAAAUGUGAUUGUAUAGAGCUAACUUGCGUAUAAUUUUUCUCUUCCGUUGAACAUGGCUGCCACUCACACUUUGUCCCGUUGUCAUGGGUUUCUUUCUAUCUAUGAAUGUGCUGUAAUAUUAUUGUCUCUUCUACAUCCCCUUCCCUCAUUGAUAAUGCUGCUGAAAUCAUUGCCUCUGACAGGAACGUUAACUCGGUAAUAGCCAUACUAGUGGUCAACGAGAGGCUCUCGUCUCCCUUUUCACCCCCCAACCCUAGCCUAGUUUACUGGCCCCUCUGAGGUCUGUCCUCGCCAUCCGGUCGGAGUGGACCCCAACCUUGCUGAGUGCACAUAGGAGAAUCAAACCAGGGACUUACUGGUUUACAAAGGAUUAUGGGAGAUGGUCUAUGAAAUAAACACUAGGGUGGAAUGGGAGAAAAGCAACUUGAUGUCACUUUGCAAAGGCCCGAUGUCACUUUGUAUGGAUUGAUUGACUUGCUUAUUUGCUAUUUUAGUUUAACUUUGUUUGGUUUUUAUAAGGAUGGGUGUGUCAGAGAAUGUUUGUUUAUUUUGAAGACAGAGUUCCCAGUACCAAGUAUCGCAUCACCCCGCCACCUCAGAAACCUGUUUUAUUUUCUAUCAGAUUUAACUGCCAAAUCUCAUUUACCCUCAAUUUGGUUUGAUCCGAUAAAGGUUUGCUGAAGCGGUUUAUGCUUUGCAGCAGGUGAAACGACCAGAUUUCUCCACACCAGCUUUCAGCCUUAAUACCCCCUCCCGCACACACACCCCUAUACCCUCCCCUUGAGAGAAUAUGGCAUCGGAUACCUCACAAAGAUUACGCAUUUUAUCAGGGGUCGCAGCAGCCGGUCUGUCCUUCUGAUCGGGCGCUGCGCUCCGUGCAGACGUGUUAAAGGGCCCUCCGCGGCCUGUGGACGGCUCCCGACUCCUCAUUCCCUCAGCCUCCUCUCCAUCCCUUUUUAAAUGCACCCAAUUAGCUCUGCUAGCUGACCAGACUGGACCUGUGUACAAGACCGACCUGGUGAAUGAUACGAGACUGCAUGGAAACAAGCGUGGGGGGGGGGGAACAGAAGCGUGGGAGGCACGGGAGAACUUUGUAGGUUCCUGAUGUGUACAAUGCUAUUGGGAAAUGUGUGCUUAAAUAAAAACACUUGAUGAUUAAACUGGA